Messenger RNA from Trichobilharzia regenti, 486 nucleotides. The record is from the annotation of a GenBank genome assembly. Lineage: Eukaryota; Metazoa; Platyhelminthes; Trematoda; Strigeidida; Schistosomatidae.
AUGUCUUCUUCAAGACCAAGAUUAUUAUCAAUCAAAUUUUUUAUCCAAGAACCAGGAAAUACUGAUAAUACAGUAUAUCGAUGGAUGGCACCAGUUGCAGCAAGACAUUUAGAUUGGGAUAAGGUGAUUAAAAAGCUGCAUGGUGUAACGCAUAAAAAAUUUGGUGGUUUUGAAAUGACAUGGUUUGAUGGUUUUCAUCACUGUGUCCUAACAAACACCCAAGAUUUACGUAAAGCUGUUGAACUCAUGCAAAUACGCGGGAUGGAUGAUAAUUGUGUACAUAUUCAUGUCAAAGCAUUGCCAACAGUGUAUCAACCAGAAAGGCAUGCAAAAAAAUCAAAUCAAGAUCCGCAAUUUUUAGGUGAAUAUCUACCGUGUUAUUUGGAAGCAAUUAGUCAACAGUCAUCAAAUCGUCACAAGUCAAGUCUACAGAGAAAGAAGGCAUCACAGCAAAACUCUUCUGUAAUAAGAGAUGACAGUCCUUAG